Messenger RNA from Drosophila miranda, 1119 nucleotides. RefSeq names its product transient receptor potential cation channel protein painless-like. The transcript has 2 exons. Gene Ontology annotation, biological process: monoatomic ion transport; transmembrane transport. Gene Ontology annotation, molecular function: monoatomic ion channel activity. The record is from RefSeq and is a predicted model, not a curated record. Lineage: Eukaryota; Metazoa; Arthropoda; Insecta; Diptera; Drosophilidae. The annotation marks the transcript as partial. Gene Ontology annotation, cellular component: membrane.
CGGCAGGGAGCGUACAUCGGGGCGAGAAGCGCGUUCGGAGAUCUUCCCAUAAAGGAGAUGGACCCGAAAGUGCUGGAGGAGCACUUCGAUUCCUGCAUCACCACCAACGGGGAGAAGCCCGGUGACCAGAGUUUCGAGAUCAUCAUCAACUACAAGAAUCUGAUGAGACGCCAGCGAGAGCCCGGGCAGUCGGACAAGCGGAGCAUUGGCCAUCCUCACCAAUUGGAGGACGAGAUGACUCCAAUCGCAUACAUCGCCGAUUCCAAGGAGCUGCGUUACCUGCUGCAGUACCCGCUAAUCUCGAGUUUCCUCUUCCUCAAGUGGCACCGCCUCUCGGUGAUCUUCUAUCUGAACUUUCUACUCUACUCUCUCUUCACUGCCUCCAUUAUCACGCAUACGCUCCUUAAGUUCCACGAAAGCGACCACACGGGCCUGACUGCCCUCUUCGGCCUGUUCUCUUGGAUAGGGAUUGUGUAUCUCAUGAUCCGAGAGGUCAUACAGCUUGCCAUGUCGCCGCUGCUGUACUUCAGGUCCAUCACGAACCUGAUGGAGGUGGCUCUCAUUGUCUUGUCGAUCCUAACCUGCAUGGAAGCCAGCUACGACAAGGAGACGCAGCGCAUACUGGCCGUCUUCACCAUUCUGCUGGUGUCCGUGGAGUUCAGCCAGCUGGUUGGCUCCCUGCCAGUACUCUCAAUUUCGACGCACAUGCUCAUGCUGCGCGCCGUCUCCAGCAGCUUCAUCAAGAGCUUUGCUCUCUACUCGAUCUUUGUGCUUACGUUUAGUCUGUGCUUCUACAUACUGUUUGGCAAGCCCCAGGUGGAUUCCUCCUCUCCGAAGGACAGCACGCCAGAGCCAGCAAAGGAGGGAGAAGAUGAUGGUCACUUCAACACAUUCUCCGUGCCCAUCGAGGCGCUCAUCAAGACGAUUGUGAUGCUCACGGGAGAAUUUGAUGCCGGUGACAUAAAGUUUGACAGCGUCUACACUUACCUGAUCUUCCUGCUCUUUGUGUUCUUCAUGACCAUUGUGCUGUUCAAUCUCCUGAAUGGUCUGGCUGUCAGCGAUACUCAGGCCAUCAAGGCCCAGGCGGAACUGAACGGCGCCAUUGUCCGCACCAAUCUG